GUAGUCUCCAUUCACUUCGGCCCUUGUGUAUAUCCUCUCUCUAUCUCGAGCUCGCUGCUAUAGCCUCUAACUGAUUUCUACACGGCUUGACAGCCAAUCUAUAACCAAUGGCUUCUGAAACCAAUGGAAAGACUCCAGUCAAGACAAAUGGUGACAUCCGCAGCGAUGUGCAAAUCAUCCCCCUGAAGCCCCUUGAUCAAUGGCGGCCUCUGGAAAACACUCGAUCCCUAUUGUUUCUCGUCGUGCGGGAGAAGCUCGAUGAAGAGGCGAUGCGAGAUUCUCUCGAUAGACUUAUUAGGGAACACCUGCCAGUCCUUGGAGCCCGAAUUGAGCCAAAAAAGUCUGAGCUCGAGUAUCGUCUCCCCAAGCCCUUUCCGCCAGCUUAUCUCCUAUUUGAGUGGACCAACAAUACAGUGGAAUCCUCAUUGGGGGAUACCAAUCUAUUACCGCAAGAAAGUCAAUUCGGUUCCGCUCCGUUCUUUGCUUCAUCCAACAUCCUAGAUAUGGAGAGGGAAUGGACUCCAUCCACUUGGCCCGUGGAACGCAAGUUUGAGAAGCCCGGUGCUCCCCUCCUUUUUGUACACAUCACCAAGUACACCGACAGCACGAUCGUUGCUUUGAACCUUCCACAUGCAGUUUCCGACCAACUGGGCUUCGCAAGCAUGAUAAAUGCUUGGAUGAAGCUACUUAAUGGCGAAGUUCCUCCCGAAUUUGUUGAGCUUUCACCGGAUGCGCUCGACGGCCCCCAACUCUCUGAAAAAGAACUGCGAAUGAAGGGCAGAUAUCGCAUCCUCAGUGGUAGAGAGCAGACCACGAAAAUCAUCCCAUUCAUCCCAGGAUUCAUUCGGUACUCGAAGGAGAUUCGAAAGACUCUCUUCUUGCCUGUCAACCUUGUCAAUGACCUUCGCGAGCGCUGCAUGACCAAAAUUAAGGCUAUACACGGCGAGGAAGCAGCUACACUAUCAAAUGCAGAUGUUAUUACUGCUCUCCUCGCCAAGUUCGCUUUUCUUGGCCAAAAAGGCUCGAAGAUGGUGACCCUGAGCACGAGUCUGAAUAUUCGAGGACGACAUCCUGCUCUCCCAGCAGACAAAUCGUAUCUUCACAAUGGCCUCUCAUUUGCUGUUGCACGACUCCCCGUCGCACAGACUCCUCUUGCGGAAGUGGCCUACAAGAACCGCCUUGCAGUCAACGAAGAACUCAAGUUGGAAAACAUCGAGCGCAGUUUGGCCGUUAGCAAGGAGAUGUACAAGCGGCAAUAUCAAAUCCAUGUCGUCGAGCCGCUUGAUCUCAGCUACGCAAUUACAAAUUGGUGUGGAGCGUGGCGCGAGCUUGACUUUGGUCCGGCCGUGGUGAGAACGGAGGACAGUGCGGUGGCUGCCGGUGUGAAGGGACCAGCCGUACCUCUUGUAUUUGGCCAUUCUCUUCAACGCCAUAUACCGACAAGAUUCAAUGCACAGAUCAUGUGCAAGGGAGACGGGGGGUAUUGGUGUGAUUUUACUGCUAUUCCAAAGACCAUGGCCAAGGUUGAGAGUCUUUUCAAGUCAGACGCUAAGCUAGAGAGUUUAUAGGGGACUACCUGUGUCGGCCAGUUAACCCAUUCGACGAAGGCUGCCGCAAAAUUGGCUGACCAUAAUCAGAUACGUAAUAGAUAGCACGAUAUACAAUCCCUUUUUUGAACGUG
Messenger RNA from Penicillium brasilianum, 1681 nucleotides. The record is from the annotation of a GenBank genome assembly. Lineage: Eukaryota; Fungi; Ascomycota; Eurotiomycetes; Eurotiales; Aspergillaceae.